AUGCGUACCGUCGCCAUUCUUCUCCUAGCGACCGUCGGCUGCCAUGGCUUCAAUUUUUUAAGCAAGCCGAAGCCGGCCGCCACCGCGUCGAAGGGCGCCAAGCCACCUCCCAAGGCGAAGGCCGUCGCCGCGUCAACGAAAGGCAUCAAGAAGGUCGUUGCGCCGCCGAAGGGCAAGGCGGCACCCGCUGCGAAGAAAGCGGCCUUCGCGAAUCCGUUCGCGGCCAAGCCGAAGGCCGCGCCCCCCGCGCCUGCCAAGGGCGGGUUCUCCUUUGGCGGCGCCAAGCCGGCCGCAAAAGCCAAGAAAGCCGCUCCGCCGCCGCCGAAGCCCUCGAAGGGCAAGGCCCCGCCCGCGCCGGCCAAGAAGCCCUCGUUCUCGUUCGGCGGCGCCAAGCCGGCCGCGAAAACGAAGAAAGCCGCUCCGCCGCCGCCGAAGCCCUCGAAAAAAGCGCCGCCGCCGAAGGCCAAGGCCCCGCCGCCGACGUUCAACAAGCCGAAGCGCCAGUCCCAGGGCGCCCCGGGAACUCCCGGAGGCAUCCAAUUCGCUCCCUCGAAGCCCCAGGCGCGCUCGUCCGGGAGGAAGUUCGACGAAUUCCUCUACGACCCCAACGACGAGCUGGCGAAGGCUCGGGCGGCGUUCGGCAAGAAGUAG
Molecule: messenger RNA, 651 nt
Organism: Pelagomonas calceolata
Lineage: Eukaryota; Pelagophyceae; Pelagomonadales; Pelagomonadaceae
Source: the annotation of a GenBank genome assembly